This is a messenger RNA of Ylistrum balloti, 1368 nucleotides long. RefSeq names its product ATP-dependent DNA helicase RecQ-like. Gene Ontology annotation, biological process: telomere maintenance; double-strand break repair via homologous recombination. Lineage: Eukaryota; Metazoa; Mollusca; Bivalvia; Pectinida; Pectinidae. The transcript has a single exon. Gene Ontology annotation, cellular component: nucleus; cytoplasm; chromosome. Gene Ontology annotation, molecular function: 3'-5' DNA helicase activity; four-way junction helicase activity; nucleic acid binding. The coding region runs from base 1 to 1368 and encodes 455 amino acids. The record is from RefSeq and is a predicted model, not a curated record.
AUGGAUAUAACUGAGCUGAAAGAGAAGUUUAAUACAGUGAAAGGGAGAUAUAACAUCAAAUUUGAACCCAAACCUGAACAGUUUGAAGCUGCAAAAUGUAUCAUCGAAAAAAAAAAUGUUAUUGGAUUGCUCCCAACUGGCUAUGGUAAGACAUUUUGUGCAGUACUUUCAGCAAUGCUAGCAGAUAUAGCAAAUCCUAUCACCUUGGUCAUUUCACCUUUACGGGCACUCAUGGACGAUCAAAUAAAUAGUCUUCAUUACUGGAAUUUCACGGCUGCAAAAAUAGAGCCAGAUAUGGACCCUGAAAUUAUCAAAGGAAUAAAAGAAGGAACAUUCAAUUUUGUGUUUUCUUCCCCAGAAACGGCACUAAAACCAUUUUGGAAAGAUAUUUUUAUGUCAAAUGUGUGGAGGGAAAACACCAUCGCCCUCGUUGUAGAUGAAGUACAUUGUGUGUCAGAGUGGGGUGAGGAUUUCAGAAGAGAUUUCAGAUAUUUGCAUGAACUUCGAUCAGCAAUACACGCCCCUGUUUUAGCUCUAACGGCUACUUCAACUGAAGCGGUAAAGCAAGAUAUAAAGAAAUACCUUCAAAUAGAUGAUGCAGUAAUUAUCGAUAAAUCACCAGACCGUCCUAAUAUAUUCCUUGAUUUCAAAAAGGCCGACUCUACGGAUUUAGAAGAAAAGUUGGAUUGGCUGUUAACUCAUUUACGGGAGAAAAGUUCAGCUGCCAAAAAAAUAAUCGUAUAUUGCCGUAGCAUAGAUAGGGUUGCUGACGUUUUCAUUUUACUCCGACGCAGUUUGGGAAUCGAUGCAUAUGUUGACAAUAUAAAACAUUCCAAUCAUGCGAUAAUUGAAAUGUUCCACAGAAGUAUACACGAGGAGUCAAAAACAAGAAUAAUAAAGAACUUUAAGGAUACUAACUCAAAUUUGCGAUGUUUGAUUGCCACUGUAGCUCUGGGUAUGGGUAUCCAAAUAGAUGAUGUAGACAUAGUUAUGCAUAUUGGAAGUCCAAAAUCUAUACUGAGUUACUGGCAAGAAGCUGGCAGAUGUGCAAGGGACGGUCGACCGGGUUACUCAUUUGUGCUGUACGACAACUUUACUUUGUCAGCAAAGGGUACCAAUAAGGAUAUGAAGUCUAUUGUGGAGGGAGACACUUGCUUCCGGAAGACCAUUUUAAAGUACCUAGGUGAUAAGGCGGACCAUACUGUUUUGGAAAAUGCAUGCGGAGGAGAUUGUGACACAGAAAGAUGUCUAUGCCAUAAAUGUAUGUGUUGCUCACGCUGUCAACAACAAUGCCCGUGUAAGGUAAAGCAGUUUGAUGUAAACAAAUUCGCGGACUUAACUGACGGUCCAACAGACCCAUUAUACUGA